AUGAUGCUAGGCGUGGUGGUGGAGGUUAUGGCCAAGGAGGAACAAAUCGCCAUGGAAGAGGUGGAGGAGGAGGUGUCUACGGAGGUUAACACCGCCGUCUCCGGUAUGAAACCAAUGUCUCCGCCUGCAGAAUCAGAUGCCUCUGCCGAUUUCCUCGAUAACGAUAGACUACAAGAAACUCUCUCCAGUGGAGAACUUGAUUUCGAUGAUUGGACUUUGUUAAUCUCCGAAAUAGAGACUUCGUUCCCAGAUGAUAUUGAGAAGCUAGGUUUAGUUUACGAUGCUUUCCUGUUGGAGUUUCCAUUGUGCCAUGGCUAUUGGAGGAAAUAUUCAUACCAUAAGAUAAAGUUAAGCACUUUAGAAGAUGCUGUUGAAGUUUUCGAACGAGCAGUACAAGCAGCUACUUAUUCUCUACCUCUAUGGCUCGACUAUUGCGGUUUCGGUGUUGCUGCGUUUGAGGAUCCUCAUGAUGUUAGUAGAUUAUUUGAGAGGGGGCUUUCAUUUGUUGGAAAAGAUUAUUCUUGCUGCGCUCUAUGGGACAAAUAUAUAGAGUUUCUUUUGGGUCAGAAGCAAUGGAGUUCACUGGCUCAUGUGUAUCUCCGGACCCUGAGAUAUCCAUCCAAGAAGCUGCAUUUCUAUUACAAGAACUUCAGGAAGGUUGCAGCUUCUUUGAAAGAGAAGGUUAGUUGCAGAAUAGAUGUUAACGGAGACCUUUCUUCAGACCACAUGGAAGAAGAUUUGAUCCCUACACGUCACACUGAUGAGGAGAUCUCUGUUGUUAUAAGAGACUUGAUGGGUCCUUCCUCCAGCUCGGCUGUGUCAAAAGCACUGCAUGCGUAUCUGUCAAUUGGAGAACAGUUCUAUCAAGAUUCACAGGAGUUGAUGGAAAAAAUAAGUUGCUUUGAGACGCAUAUCCGCAGGCCCUAUUUUCAUGUAAAGCCGUUGGAUACUGAUCAGCUGGACAAUUGGCAUGCGUAUUUGAGCUUUGCUGAAACAUAUGGGGACUUUGAUUGGGCAAUUAAGCUUUACGAGAGAUGCUUAAUACCAUGUGCUAAUUACACUGAGUUCUGGCUCCGAUAUGUGGAUUUUGUUGAGAGCAAGGGUGGAAGGGAGCUAGCAAACUUUGCGUUGGCUCGAGCAUCCCAAACUUUUGUCAAGGAUGCAUCUGUUAUCCAUCUAUUCAAUGCAAGAUUCAAGGAACACGUUGGAGAUGCAUCUGCUGCUUCUGUUGCUCUGUCUAGAUGUGGCGAGGAACUUGGUUUUGGUUUCGUUGAAAAUGUAACCAAGAAGGCUAACAUGGAAAAGCGUCUGGGUAACUUUGAAGUGGCUGUUACUACAUACAAAGAGGCUCUGAAGAGAACACUCAUUGGAAAAGAAAACUUAGAAACCACCGCACUGUUGUAUGUCCAAUUUUCUCGUCUCAAGUACAUGAUAACAAACAGUGCUGAUGAGGCAGCUCAGAUUCUGAUAGAGGGCAAUGAGAAAGUUCCUCACUGCAAAUUACUUCUUGAGGAGCUUAUAAGACUCUUGAUGAUGCAUGGAGGGUCUCGACAAGUGGAUUUGUUAGAUCCUAUCAUAGAUAAGGAAAUAUCUCACCAGGCAGAUUCCUCCGAAGUUCUGAGCGCAGAGGAUAAAGAGGACGUAUCAAAUUUAUACAUGGAGUUUAUUGACCUCUGUGGAACCAUCCAUGAUGUGAGGAAAGCUUUAGGACGACACAUAAAAUUAUUCCCACAUUCCGCUAGAGCCAAGUCACAUGGGCCUCGUCCUUUAGGGAAAUCAUUCAGAGAGUUGAUUAAGAGAAGAGAGAAGGCUCGUGUGUGCUUGAAUGAGGACAUAUCAAUGGACAAAGGCAUUGGCAGCACCGUUGUUUCGCCACCGGAAGAAAAGAAAGAGUCACCUCUAGACUCUGAUGGUGCCGUUCGUUCUCACUGUUCAACCAGUGAAGGAAACAAUAAUGAUGCAGAGAGGAAGAAUCUAUGUGACUCACAGAGUGAUCUGUCCUGUGGUGCACGCUCUCGUGAAGUAAGCCUACCGAUCCAAGCCACGGAAAAACAUGGUUUUGUCGCUAAACAAGCUCACUUCUCGUCAAGUUUAGCAGAUACUGUGAAAUCUGAUGCUAUAGAGAUCCAACCUAGUGGCUCAAGAAGUCCCAAUAGUUACCAAAGCCAAGAGUCUCUCAGGCAAGCUGGUCGUAACAGGAAUUAUAGAAGAGAUUUCAACCAGAGUCAUAGAGAUUCGAGACCUCGCUCACACGAGAGACCUUCCCGAAUGUCACAUUCUCCAGCAGGAACCGGGCGGGGGAUGUUUGGUCAGCAGAUGGUUGUUGCCCUACAAAGCUCAGUCUCACAUAAUCCGCAAAACCAGAGUCAGUCUCAGUACACUGCAUCUCAGAUGCAUCCCAUGGCUCAAACAUCCAAUGCUUAUCAUCCUCAAACCCAGAGUCUUGUUCAGCACAUGAAUGUAGCUUCUUCAGACAAUCCAGCAACAGUUCAAAGCUCAAUCUCACAAAUGCCACAGAACCAAUAUCAAGACUCUGCAUCUCAUGUUCAAACAUCAUUUGCUUAUCCUUAUCCUCAGGCUCAGAUUCCUCAGAAUACAGUCCAAAGUAAUGACCAACAACAAGGUCAGAUGCAGAGCAAUGAAGCUUAUAACCAGAUGUGGCAACAGUAUUACUAUUACAAUUACUACUACCAGCAGCAACAACAGCAACAGCUUCUGUCUGAACAACCACAACUGAAUCAGAACACUCAGCCAAAACUAGAUCAAAAUCUUGCUCAACUUCUCUCCAACCAAUACCAAUCCCAAACCGGCACUCAGUAUCCACAAGUCAAUACACAGCAGCAACAGAGCCAAGAACCAACAAAUCAGCAGCAAAUUCAGUUCCAGCAACAACAACAACAACAAGAGUGGUUUCAACAGCAGCAACAAUGGCAACAACAGCAACAGCAACAGAAUCUUCUCUACUUUCAGCAACAGCAGCUACAAGGAGAAGCAAAGAUUGACGAACAGAGACCAUCAGUGCCACAAGUCUACACAAACGAAAGUGAUAUUCAAAAGAGUCGAGAAUCUGGAGGAAAUGAAGUUGAUCACUCUUCUGACACCUCAAUUAGUUCUAUAUGA
Molecule: messenger RNA, 3120 nt
Organism: Microthlaspi erraticum
Lineage: Eukaryota; Viridiplantae; Streptophyta; Magnoliopsida; Brassicales; Brassicaceae
Source: the annotation of a GenBank genome assembly